Cryptomeria japonica (Japanese cedar) is the source of this 1190-nucleotide messenger RNA. RefSeq names its product LOB domain-containing protein 4. The record is from RefSeq and is a predicted model, not a curated record. Lineage: Eukaryota; Viridiplantae; Streptophyta; Pinopsida; Cupressales; Cupressaceae. The transcript is spliced from 2 exons. The coding region runs from base 328 to 894 and encodes 188 amino acids.
UUUUAUCCCAACAAAAUUCCCCAAAAAAUCGUUUCUGAAAUUGUCAACUAUAAGGGAUUAAAUCUUCCUCUGAGAUUGUAGAAAGUUAGGGCCGUGCUUUACCUGUCAACAUUCCGCCUCAUAGACUUUUUCCUGUAUUGCACAAUAGCUUUCAAGAAAGCGUGUAAUUUUUUUCUUCUGCAAAGGUCAUGAAUCGAUUUUUGCUGACUUGGGGAAGUUGGAAUCCAUUUAAAUAUUAGCGAUCUGUGACUUGGGGAGAGCAAAGGGCAAGAGCGAGAGCGAAGAUCAAGAGAAUCUCUCCUCUCCUUUCCUCUGUCGACACAAAAUAUGGAGUCGAACAUGAGAGCACAAGUUGCAGCUUCUCCCUGCGCUGCAUGCAGGAUGCUCAGGAGACGCUGCGGAGAGAAAUGUGUGCUUGCCCCAUACUUUCCCUCUAAUGAUCUUCACAAAUUCGCUACUGCCCAUAAAAUAUUUGGAGCAAGCAACAUCAUAAAGCUCCUCCAGGAUCUGCCAAGAGAUCAGAGAGCAGAUGCAGUGACGAGCAUGGUUUAUGAAGCAAGUGCGAGGAUAAGAGAUCCUGUAUAUGGGUGUGCAGGCGUAAUAUGCCAUAUGCAGUCUCAGUUAUGUGAAUUGCAGUCACAGUUAGCGAGUGCUCAAGCAGAGAUUCUCACCAUGCGCUUACACCAGGCUAAUCUGCUUGCAUUCAUCACAGGAGGAGGAGGCAGCGGCUCUGUUGAAAGUACAGAAGCAUUGUUCCACUCGCUCUCCCCCUCUCAUACCUCAUCUUCUUCCCAAGAGAGUAAUGAACAGUAUAGCAAAAGUUUCAUUUGUUCAGACGAAGACCCACAACAGUUUUGGGACUCAUUACUGAUAGAUUCUAAGACGUCCUUUUAAAUUUUCAUUGUACUACUGACUGAUGAAUGAUUAGACGAAUGAAUGAAAGAUUUUAAUGAUAUCCACGAAACCAAUGAAAUUUAUACAAAUUCCAUCAUAUGUAAAGAAGUCCACACGCCUCUUUGUUUAGUCAGGAUUAUGCUCUGCACUUCCCAAGUGCUUUUAUGUAUCUGCUAGGUAAUUUAAUGAAACCAGAAUUGCUGAACAUUUAGAGAAUGCUAUUAGAUUUUCUUUCUGUUUGUGUCAGGCUGUCUGAGAUCAGUCAUCUUGUGCGAAUAAAGUGAAAGAGUUUUCAA